Dermatophagoides farinae (American house dust mite) is the source of this 229-nucleotide messenger RNA. NCBI's taxonomy places the organism in Eukaryota, Metazoa, Arthropoda, Arachnida, Sarcoptiformes, Pyroglyphidae. The record is from RefSeq and is a predicted model, not a curated record.
CAUCAUCAUCAUCAACAACAACAACAACAUAUUAGAAUCAUCAAUGAAAAGAAAAGAAUGUUUAUGAGAAUCAGAAUCGAAUCUGAAAAAAGUAGUAGUAGUAGUAGUAGUAGUAUUUCAUCAUCAUCAUCAUCAUCAUCAUCGUUGUUGAUUCUAAAUUUAAAAAUUGAAAUUCUUCUACUACUGUAAAGAAUUGCUCGACUUGAGUGAAAAAUAAAAUAUCAACAUC